Messenger RNA from Lagenorhynchus albirostris (white-beaked dolphin), 1813 nucleotides. It is a transcript of the gene ADM5, whose product is annotated as adrenomedullin 5 (putative). The coding region runs from base 1287 to 1613 and encodes 108 amino acids. NCBI's taxonomy places the organism in Eukaryota, Metazoa, Chordata, Mammalia, Artiodactyla, Delphinidae. Gene Ontology annotation, biological process: positive regulation of heart rate; regulation of systemic arterial blood pressure; adenylate cyclase-activating G protein-coupled receptor signaling pathway. The transcript is spliced from 2 exons. The record is from RefSeq and is a predicted model, not a curated record.
GUGAUGGAGGGGGAUAGAGUUCUUUUAUUUAUUUAUUUUUGUGUGCAUUGGGUCUUUGUUGCUGAGCGCAGGCUUUCUCUAGUUGUGCUGAGUGGGGGUUACUCUUCGUUGUGGUGCGCGGGCUUUGUGGUGGCUUCCCUUGUUGCGGAGCAUGGGCUCUAGGCACGCGGGCUUCAGUAGUUGUGGCACACGGGCUCAGUAGUUGUGGCUCACGGGCUCUAGAGCGCAGGCUUAAUAGUUCUGGCUCAUGGGCUUAGUUGCUCCGCUGCAUGUGGGAUCUUUCCAGACCAGGGGACCAGGGCUCGAACCUGUGUCCCCUGCAUUGGCAGGCGGACUCUUAACCACUGCACCACCAGGGAAGUCCGGGGAUAGAGUUCUUUGUGGGGGUGGGUGCCUGCUACCUCCCCCAUCCUGGCUCGGAGCUCCGGGGGGUUCCCACCCUCUGCCACACUUUACAGAGAUGCACAUUGAGGCUCCACUACCCUGCUUCACAACUCCCCAGGGGCUGUCUUUUCAGCCCCUGCUGCUGACAUGGUGUCUACAUGUGCCUGCCCUUCCUUUCUCGAGUAGCUGGUCCCCCAGGUCUCUGUCCACACGACCUGGAUCACCGGAGACGGAAUCCCAGGCUUUUCUUUCCAUGGCCCUCCUACACCUGCUUCAGUACAGCUGGAGCUCUAGGCCUGCCUGCACCCCACACCCGUCUACACCUAUUCCUCUUCUACCAGGAGGGUGUUAGGGCUCAGACUCUACAACUUCAGUUGGCUGUCUUUGCCACCUGUCCCAAUUGCCAAUGUCCCACAUUGCCCAGCCCCCUCUCUGGAAGUCGCCUGUCCCCUGAGACUUAACGCUAGUCUGGUCCCUGACAGAGAUGUGGGUGAGUUCGCAUCUAAAUAGCCUAGCGCUUCUCCGCCCCCACCCCUUUCCUGGAAUCCAGAAGCUGCGACGUCACUUGCAGGUGUCGGCUGCCCCGCCCCUCCUCUCUCCGCCUUAAAGGGGUCGCGUCUCCCGAGGCUUCCCAGGGGCGUAGAUAGCACCUCGGCGGGACCCGUGAGGGCUCCGUGGCCGCGGUGCGGGAGGUGGGUGUCCGGAUCCUAAUCCUGCCCUUCUGGCGUGGUGUGGCUCUUGGCCUCCGUUUUCUCGGCCUGAGAAGUGGGGACGCCCGGAUUCCUCGCACUGAAGCAGGCGCUCAGGGGGCAUUUUCCAGGCCCGGGAAGGGGGUGGGGCAGCAGCCCAGAGGAGCCGCUUCACCCACCGGUUUCUCGGACCCCGCCCGCCCCACCCCCACGAUGACCGCCCACAUCCUCCUGCUGUUGCUCCUCGCCUCCUCCACCCUGGGGGACCCGGACUCCGCGGGCAGGCGGCCCCAGCGCCAGGUCUCCCAGCAGCACAGGCACCUCUGUUCACUGGGCACGUGCCAGACGCACCGCCUGCCAGAGAUCAUAUACUGGCUCCGCUCUGCCUCCACCAAGGAGCUCUCAGGGAAGGCGGGCCGCGAGCCUCAGGAUCCCCACAGCUAUGGGCGCCGCCGGCGGCGCGCGGCCAGACUCCUGCUGCGUCUCCAGGACCCCAGCCUGAGGCAAGGAGGCCAGCGCAGUGCCCGGCUCUCUGGGUGAUGUUGGGCACAUCUCUGCUAGUCCGCUGGCUUCAGUCUACCCAUCUGUGUAUCGGGACCGUGACCCCAAGUUUCUUUUCCCCUAACUCCACCUCCUGGGCUCUCCCCAGGCAGCGACUGGGCUGGACCACGUGCACACCGGACCCAGCAUGGACAAAGAAUAUUAACGUCCAGAGCUGAAUAAAACGAGAGUUCCAUGUU